CUUUCCUUUUUUUUAAACUCAUUCCUUGUUUUCGUCUUUCUCUUUUUCAACUGGUAUUCUAGCAGUCUCCCACCCCUCCCUUCCUUUUUUCUUCACCCACCCUCUUCGUCUCUCCCAUCUUCCACAUCAGUCCCGGCUCAGUUCUUCUACGUAUGCGUUAAGUCCACUGGAGUUUCUCUCAAGAUGUCCUGGACUCGAGUCUUCGUGCUCUCUUUGCUCACCACCCUCCUCAUACUGACCCUUUCCAGUGUGGUGGGCAGCGCGGCGGUGCUGGGCGACUCAAAAGCAGUUGAUCCUAAAGGCGCAGCGCGGCAAGUGUUCGUGCCCGAGUCGGAUGCCGCCAACUUCUUCAAACGCCGCAGUCGCCGCUCAACCCGAUACUAUGAGCUGCAAGCCGAGCAGAGGGUGAGGCUUUCAGUGUACGAGCGGAGGAGGGAGUACAGCGAGGAGCAGAGGGAUGAGUACGACAACUACGUGAAGGAGGAGCGUGACGAGCAAAAUGAGAGAUCGAGGGAGACGAAUGAGCAGCUUCGAGAGUAUCAUUACGACGGCUAUCAACCUCGCUACUACUGGUUCCACUGAGUCUCUGUGCACGCAGGCCCCUCCCACCGCAGCACAGAGGCCCCUCCCACCAGAGAGAAGAGGCCUCUCCCACCGGAGCAGUGCUCACACCACCAUCAGUUUACCGGAUUCCGGAAAAUUUGAGUUUUCUCCACAAUAUGUUUUUCUGUACUUUUUGUUUUUAUAUAAGAUAAUACCUGUGCAAUGUCGAAAGCUGUAUAAAAAGGGCAGUUGGGGUAUCAUUAGCUAAUCUUUAUCAUAUUAAUUGGAGUGUCGUGUUGCAUGCAAGUUUUCACAACCUUUUCUUUUUACAUGUACAUACAAGCUAUACCAUGUCUCACGUCAGCCAGUGGCAUUAGUAGCAAUAAAUCAACCUCGUACAUUUUCAA
Messenger RNA from Gasterosteus aculeatus aculeatus (three-spined stickleback), 950 nucleotides. RefSeq names its product upper zone of growth plate and cartilage matrix associated a (gene ucmaa). Gene Ontology annotation, biological process: regulation of osteoblast differentiation; embryonic skeletal system development. NCBI's taxonomy places the organism in Eukaryota, Metazoa, Chordata, Actinopteri, Perciformes, Gasterosteidae. The record is from RefSeq and is a predicted model, not a curated record. Gene Ontology annotation, cellular component: extracellular matrix.